This is a messenger RNA of Neltuma alba, 2431 nucleotides long. Its product is annotated as boron transporter 4-like. The record is from RefSeq and is a predicted model, not a curated record. Gene Ontology annotation, cellular component: plasma membrane. Gene Ontology annotation, biological process: monoatomic ion homeostasis; transmembrane transport; monoatomic anion transport. NCBI's taxonomy places the organism in Eukaryota, Viridiplantae, Streptophyta, Magnoliopsida, Fabales, Fabaceae. The coding region runs from base 76 to 2205 and encodes 709 amino acids. The transcript is spliced from 13 exons. Gene Ontology annotation, molecular function: solute:inorganic anion antiporter activity.
UGCGGUCACAUGCAAUAAAGUUUAAAUCUUGGAGAGCCCCCUUGAAUCAUCAUACUAUCAUUCUGUCCCAUAGAAAUGGACAGCUUGAAGACACCUUUCAAGGGCGUAGUUAAUGAUUUCCGAGGAAGAAAAAAAUGUUACAAAGAAGACUGGAUUGCUGGUCUCUGUUCAGGAAUCGGGAUAUUGGCUCCAACUACCUAUAUCUUCUUCGCUUGUGCUCUUCCUGUUAUAGCCUUUGGAGAACAGCUCGAUAUAGCCACAGAUGGAAGCCUGAGUCCAGUAGAAACACUGGCUUCAACUGCUAUAUGUGGAAUCAUACACUCAGUUAUUGGAGGCCAACCCCUAAUAAUAUUAGGAGUCGCAGAGCCCACUAUCGUCAUGUACAUUUACAUGUACAAGUUUGCUAAAGAAAGAGAUGGUUUGGGACGACAACUUUUCUUAGCUUGGGCUGCAUGGACUUGCGUUUGGACGGCUCUGAUGUUGUUUCUUCUCGCAAUAUUCAAUGUUGGUGGCAUUGUACAUAGAUUCACCAGGAUUGCUAGCGAGCUUUUUAGCAUGUUGAUCACAGUCAUCUUCCUUAAAGAGGCUAUCAAGGGAAUGGUGAGUGAGUUUAAGGCUCCUAAACACGGGACCGAGCACCCAGCAUUAGAGAAAAACAAAUUUCAGUGGCUUUAUGCAAAUGGACUAUUGGGAAUUAUAUUCUCUUUUGGCCUUCUCUUUUCCACUCUCAAGAUCAGGAAAGCCAGAUCAUGGUUAUACGGCACAGGGAAAUUGAGAAGUUUCUUUGCAGACUACGGGGUUCCGCUAAUGGUGGUACUGUGGACAGCCUUGUCUUUCACAGUACCAAGUAACAAACUUCCCUCUGGAGUUCCUAGAAGGCUCAUUGCUCCUCUUGCUUGGGAAUCUACUUCUUUACAUCAUUGGAAAGUCGUCCAAGAUAUGGUGAAGGUCCCACCUGCAUAUAUUUUUGCUGCUAUUAUUCCUGCACUGAUGAUUGCGGGUCUUUACUUCUUCGAUCAUAGUGUUGCUUCUCAGUUAGCAGAACAGAAGGAAUUCAACCUGAAGAAACCUUCUGCUCAUCACUAUGACUUUUUGUUGCUAGGAUUCCUGACUUUGCUUUGUGGGUUGAUUGGUUUGCCACCUUCCAGUGCACUUCUUCCUCAGUCCCCCAUGCACACUAAAAGCCUUGCUGUUCUCAAGAAACAGUUGAUUCGGAGGAAGAUGGUGGAGAGUGCCAAAGAAAGCAUAAGGGGCAAAGCAAGCAACUCUGAGAUCUAUGGAAAUAUGCAAGCAGUGUUCAUAGAAAUAGAUAAAAGCCCAAUUACUUCAGUGGUUAAAGAACUAGAGGACUUAAAGGAAGCAAUCCUAAAAGGGGAAGAGAAAUCGGAUAGUAAAUUUAACCCUGAGACACAUAUUGAUGAACAUCUGCCCAUAAGAGUGAAAGAGCAAAGAGUGAGCAAUCUGUUACAGGCAAUACUUGUUGGAGCAUCUGUAUUUGCUUUACCUCUUUUAAAGAAGAUACCCACUUCAGUUAUGUGGGGUUACUUCGCUUACAUGGCCAUUGAUAGUCUUCAAGGAAAUCAAUUCUGGGAAAGAAUACUUUAUAUCCUCAUAUCCCCCAACAGACGAUACAAGGUGUUGGAGGGGGACCAUGCUUCAUUUGUAGAGACAGUACCAUUCAGAGCCAUACUGUUCUUCACACUGUUCCAAUCUGUUUAUCUGUUGAUAUGUUUCGGAGUGACUUGGAUUCCCAUGGCAGGAAUGUUGUUUCCUCUGCCCUUGUACUUUCUCAUCAUAAUAAGGCAAUAUCUGUUACCAAAGCUCUUCAAUCCUCAGCAUUUGAAGGAACUUGAUGCUGCUGAGUAUGAAGAAAUUGCAGGCACUACUUCAAGGCUUUCCUUCCGUCACUCUUCUCGUCUCAAUCUCCACCAGGAUAUGAAAUCACCAAGCAUGGAAAGAAGGGAAAUGGAUGAAGAAGAAGAAGAUGAUGACGACGAUGAUGAGAUAUUAAACGAGGCCCUAACAGGGAGAGGAGAGUUAAAAGUGAAAGCUAUUAGUUUCAGAGAGGAAAGACAUGCACGUGCACACGUACCCAGAGACUUAAACUUGAAGGUCAAAGCUAUUAGCUUCAGAGAUGAAAGACAUGCACGUGCACAGGGGUUGCAAGUCUAUCCUGAUGAAAUUAUAAUUGAAACGGAUUCGUAGAGAUCACAAAGGUCUGUGCCAGGAAAACAUGGUUAUUAUGAGAAGACAAUAAUGGUGACUUUAGCUAUAUAUUUCCAGAGUCAGAGGACAGUGAUGGAAAUAAUUAAAGAGGUCACCUUCUGCAUGUAUGUAAAUAUGGCAUGCAUAGCCAAUUUUCACAAUUUGUGAACAGGCUCAUCUGUAUAUUUUGUGUUUUUUAUAUAUAUUGAUGUUAUAUGGCACUCAA